GAGAGAGAGAGAGAGAGAGGAAAGGUCCUGUGCAGAAGGUCUUAGGAUUUCUCACCGUCCACGAUGCUGCGCUCCUUCGCCAGGCAGAUCCUUAGGAGGGACUUGGUGUCUUUCCCUCAGCUGCUCAGGAGGGCAGAGCUACACGUAGGGGUCAUUGGAGCACCUUUCAACAAGGGCCAGCGUCGAAUGGGUGUAAAGGAUGGCCCGUCCGUGAUCAAGGACACCGGGUUCCUAGACGACCUGCGCAAUCUCGGAGUGGACGUGACUGACUAUGGAUCCGUGAAACUGCCUCACCCGGAGGACAAUGAGGCCGGACCUGCAGGCGAGCGAUGGCACAAAACGGUCCUGGAAUACAACCGCCUGCUGGCCAAUUCGGUCAGCAAGGCCCUGAAGGAGACAGACCUGUGCCUUACCCUGGGAGGCGACCACUCUAUAGCGAUCGGUACCGUCAACGGCCACAGUCAGGCUAACCCCGAUCAUCAGGUAGUCGUGCUUUGGGUCGAUGCCCACGCCGACGUCAACCUGGGCAAGACUUCACCUUCGGGAAAUAUGCACGGGAUGCCCGUCUCUUUCCACCUUAGGGAAUUGGCUGAGAAGGUUAACCGGCUGCCGGAUCGGUGGCCGCAACCGUGCAUCUCCGCACAACACAUCAGUUACAUUGGACUGAGGGAUUUGGACCCUGGCGAGGUACGGAUGAUAAAAGACAUGGGCAUCCAAGCAUUCUGGGCCAGUGAUGUCGAACGCGUAGGACUCUCAGCUGUUCUGGGCAUGUGUAUGGAACAUCUGAAGCCCUCGGAGAAACGCCCCCUCCAUAUAUCCUUCGACAUCGAUGCCCUGGAUCCUGUGGAGGCCCCGAGUACAGGAACGCCAGUGCGAGGCGGACUAACUUUACGAGAGGGCUUGAACAUCGUGGAGGUAGCAAGGAACACAGGACACCUCCGCGCCUUCGACAUGGUUGAAGUGAAUCCCGACUUGGGCAACCAGAAUGAUGCCAACCUCACCUCACAGGCUGCUCGCCUCGUCAUCUUAGCUGCCCUGGCUGGAUAUAGGGGUGCCUAGUGCCGUCAUCGCUGGACAGCGAGUGCAUUGGGGGAAGAAAGAGAGAGAGGGGGGGGGGGGCACAGAGAGAGUUUGAAAGGUAGGGAGAAGGAGAGGAAGAGUGAGGGAAAUUGAGGUAGCGAGGGAUGGGAGGUGUGAGAGGGUGAGGGGAGAGAGAGAGAAGAGAUUGAUAUAUAUAUAUAUAUAUAUAUAUAUAUAUAUAUAUAUAUAUAUAUAUAUAUAUAUAUAUAUAUAUAUAUACAAGUAUAUAUAUAUAUAUGAAUAUAUAUGUGUGUGUAUGUAUGUAUAUGUAUAUGUGCAUGUGUGUGUGUGUGUGUAGAGAGAGAGAGAGAGAGAAUUCUUGCAUAUAUUUUGUUCAGCCUACUGUACUUGUAGGCUACAGGAAAAUCACUGAGAUAUAUAUUGUAUUCUGUAAUGUCCCAUUAGUCCCAUUCAUGACCGCAGUCACUUGGUGUUAAAACAAAAUAUUAGU
This is a messenger RNA of Penaeus indicus, 1531 nucleotides long. RefSeq names its product arginase, hepatic-like. The transcript has 7 exons. Gene Ontology annotation, cellular component: cytoplasm; cytosol; nucleus. The coding region runs from base 64 to 1059 and encodes 331 amino acids. The record is from RefSeq and is a predicted model, not a curated record. Lineage: Eukaryota; Metazoa; Arthropoda; Malacostraca; Decapoda; Penaeidae. Gene Ontology annotation, molecular function: arginase activity; manganese ion binding.